Molecule: messenger RNA, 688 nt
Organism: Helicoverpa zea (corn earworm)
Lineage: Eukaryota; Metazoa; Arthropoda; Insecta; Lepidoptera; Noctuidae
Gene: mRpL21
Product: 39S ribosomal protein L21, mitochondrial
Exons: 2
Coding region: 113-646 (177 amino acids)
Biological process (GO): translation
Cellular component (GO): mitochondrial large ribosomal subunit; ribosome
Molecular function (GO): RNA binding; structural constituent of ribosome
Source: RefSeq, a predicted model, not a curated record
AAUAUUUUUCAUCUGUGGUUGCGCUGCGUACAUUUUUAGGUUAUGAGGAAAUGUUUUGUUAAGAUUCAAAAUAAGAGCUAACUCUACAAAGAAAUACUAAUAUCAGACAAUAAUGGCCCUGUUCAGAGCGGGCUUGCAAAGACUCGCCAAUGUAUUCAAUGCAGGACAAGCGGGUAUCCUAUCAAGACUUGCAACUACUCUGGCUCCUGUAGAGUCCAAAACGGUCCCAGAAACGACAAAGGACGUGAUCGCAGAGUGCAAUAACCUCAUCAAAAGCAAUGCAUCAAGAAACUUCGCUAUUGUUCACUUACUGGGUAAACAGUGGCGUGUAACUGAUGGAGACCUGGUAGUUGUAGAAGGCUUCUGGCCUCCUACUAUUGGAGAUAGGAUAAAACUCGACAAGGUUCUAUUAGCUGGUACCAAAGACUUUUCUCUAAUUGGCCGGCCUAUAGUACAACCAGGACUGGUUAACGUGACGGCCACUGUCAUUUCCAAAGGCCUGUCCCACACAAGAACACAUUUCAAAAAGAAGAGGAGGAAGCAGUUCAUGAGAAUCAACUUCCAGCGGGCACCACAAACUGUUUUGAGAAUAAACUCUGUUGAGAUCGCCAGUAAGAUCAAUGAAGCCCCCAAAAAUGUGUACUAGUUGAUUAUUUUAAAAUAGGUAAUAAAGAAUAGAAUUUAUUUA